This is a messenger RNA of Filobasidium floriforme, 785 nucleotides long. RefSeq lists its product as uncharacterized. The transcript is spliced from 7 exons. The record is from RefSeq and is a predicted model, not a curated record. Lineage: Eukaryota; Fungi; Basidiomycota; Tremellomycetes; Filobasidiales; Filobasidiaceae. The coding region runs from base 44 to 670 and encodes 208 amino acids.
CGACUCCCCGACGUCUAAGAUCUGUUCACUAGCUACUAGCAUCAUGUCAUCAACAAGGAAGCUCGUUACCAACUUAUCAUCUCGCUCGCCAGUCCGGCUGGUCCUCUUUGACGCGUUCGAUACCCUGAUCACACCACGCUUGCCAAUACAUGUCCAGUAUGCAGAAGAAGCCACUCGAGCGGGUCUGAAAGUUGAUGCGGAUGAUGUUCGGAGAGCGUUUAAACCCGCCUUUAAAGCCCUCUCCAUAACCCAUCCUCAAAACCCUCAAAAUUCAAGCUCAAACCCCACGGGCCCGAACACAACAACAACGACAAUAAGGCCUCCUCCGCUGGACCCGACGAGGUGGUGGACGUUAUUGAUCGAAGGAUGUAUGCGCGGGGCUGGGGUUCCUGAUGCCGAGCUGAAAAAAGCACUCCCAACCCUAGCUCCAGCUCUGAUCAAGCGUUUCGAAAGCCGGGAAGGGUAUCGGGUAUUUGACGAUGUUGAGGGUUGUUUGAAAAGGCUAAGAGAGUUGAGGGUACCUACGGGGCUGGUCUCUAACGCGGAUGAUCGGAUUCAGACUAUCACGGCGCCCUCACAGCGAACCUCGAAGCCCGACUCCUACGCCGCCCAGGCGGAUGGUCCGAAGGCGCUAAACGGGAAUCGGAAGAUGUCGAGCAACUGGAGAUGAAGGGCGUGAGGGUGAUCAGGAGUUUGAGGGAGGUUGUUGAGGAGGUCGAGAGGCGGAGUUUGGGUCGAGGUUGAGUUUGAGUCUAGUGGGAGAUGGGUUUGGAGAGAUGUAGAUG